Messenger RNA from Gigantopelta aegis, 711 nucleotides. RefSeq names its product pyridoxal phosphate homeostasis protein-like. The record is from RefSeq and is a predicted model, not a curated record. Gene Ontology annotation, molecular function: pyridoxal phosphate binding. The transcript has a single exon. The coding region runs from base 1 to 711 and encodes 236 amino acids. Gene Ontology annotation, cellular component: intracellular anatomical structure. Lineage: Eukaryota; Metazoa; Mollusca; Gastropoda; Neomphalida; Peltospiridae.
AUGUCUUCGACUCUCAGAACUAUUUUAGACAAGAUCGCGUCUACUAGUCAGCGCCAUGGGACUAAUGGUGCUGUUCGUCUGGUGGCAGUAAGUAAGACGAAGCCUCCUGAGUUGAUCAGAGCAGCUUAUGAUGCAGGACAGCAGCAUUUUGGAGAGAACUAUGUACAAGAAUUAGUGGAGAAAGCAAACCAUCCCCUUCUUUGUGAUUUAGACAUACGUUGGCAUUUUGUAGGCCAUUUACAAAGAAACAAAGCUAAGUUGUUAGCAUCUGUGCCUCAUUUGUGGAUGGUCGAGACCAUAGACACGCCGAAACUGGCAACAUCUCUUAACUCCAGCUGGAGUAAUCUGGCACUUCCACAAAAACUGAAAGUCAUGGUACAAGUGAACACAAGUGGAGAAGAAUCAAAACAUGGCUGUCCUCCUGAAGGCACGGUAGAGUUAACUAACCACAUCCUUCAGUCAUGCCCGCAAUUAGAUUUUACUGGACUAAUGACAAUUGGUCGGUUGUCACAUGACUAUAGUCAAGGACCCAAUCCUGAUUUUGAAUUGAUGCAUCAGUUGAAGUUAAAGAUUGUUGAUCAAUUGGGUCUAUUGGAAGAGAAGGUGGAGCUCAGUAUGGGUAUGUCAGCAGAUUUUGAAGAAGCCAUUGCAGCUGGAAGUACUAAUGUACGAGUUGGUAGUACCAUAUUUGGCACUAGAACUUACAACUAA